This is a messenger RNA of Thlaspi arvense, 1233 nucleotides long. NCBI's taxonomy places the organism in Eukaryota, Viridiplantae, Streptophyta, Magnoliopsida, Brassicales, Brassicaceae. The record is from the annotation of a GenBank genome assembly.
AUGGAAACGACGUUACAUCUCCCAGAGGUGUUAUUGACGGAGAUUCAAGCUAGGUUACCGUUCAGAAGCAUCUCGAAAUUCAAAUGCGUUUGCAAAACAUGGAAAACGACACUCGAAUCACUGUAUUUCCGGCGUCUCUAUUUAUCUCUGCGCCAAAACAGAGGUUCCUCUUGGUCGUUACUGUGCGGGGUAAAAGAACUGAUAGGCGAGACAUGGGAUCUUCCAAAGUCUUUAGCUUCUUAUAUCCCACCGCCUUUUCUAGGCAUCUCGGCUUCUUCCAAUGGACUGGUUUUGGUCGAAAGAUAUUCUGAUUGUGCUUCCUGCUUUGUGGGCAAUCCAGUAUUACAACAGUGGGUCGAAAUCCCUCCCCCUCCACAUAGGUCUGAUGUGUUUGGUUUGGUAACGCGCGUGGACCCGGAGUGCGGCGCCGUUUUGGGGUUCAAAGUGGUUAGGUUAGCUGCAGUGGUACCGAUCAAGGCAAGUCCUGGUGCAUUAAUGAGCUCGACUUAUUUGAGUUUGUGCGUUUAUUCGUCUGAUACAGGGGUUUGGACUUCCGAGGGACUUUACUGCCCUCGUUACAUCUCCAACCGCGCUGCUAUGACUCUGAAUGGGAUGAUUUAUCUAUCCCAAACUCAACCUGGAGUACUUAUAUCUCAUGAUUUCUAUGCUGAAUCUGACCAAUGUUCCCUUACACCUCUCCCUGACCCGUUUCAUUCCAACCUCAACGAAAGAGCCGCCUUGACUACGUCCAGAGGCUUCGUCAUGUACAUCAAAACAUUAGGUCAGAAUAGGCUCAAGGUUUGGAGGUUGGUCAAGGAUUCCGGUGAUGCCUGUUGGCAACUUUUGUGGGAUGUCUGCCUCCCAUUCACCCUCGGCUCUCACGCCCCCAUGGCAGUGCAUCCGUUUGAUGCUGAUAUUGUCUAUAUAUGGAGUCAACAUAGUCAUCGUUUAGUGUCGUGUAACUUGAGGACACAAAACUAUGGAAUCCUGGGAGCCGGAGAUGAUGAUGAUGCCCAUCAAAACUUUUUCAUGAACCACUCUGUGUGUGACGAGAAUAUCGAUGAGAUAUGGAGUUUCAGAUCAUCAGAUUGGGACUUUGGACCUUCGAUCGAUUUAUCCCAAUUCGUGCCCCCACUCUGGAUGGACUCGGUACCUCGUCCUCCCCAAGUUGAGAUGAUGGACACAACUUCACUGCUCUCUUACAUUAAGAGGACACAAAAUGAGGCCGGUUAG